Messenger RNA from Dryobates pubescens (Downy woodpecker), 912 nucleotides. It is a transcript of the gene HOXA13, whose product is annotated as homeobox A13. Gene Ontology annotation, molecular function: RNA polymerase II cis-regulatory region sequence-specific DNA binding; DNA-binding transcription factor activity, RNA polymerase II-specific. The record is from RefSeq and is a predicted model, not a curated record. The transcript has 2 exons. Bases 1 to 912 code for a protein of 303 amino acids. Gene Ontology annotation, biological process: regulation of transcription by RNA polymerase II. NCBI's taxonomy places the organism in Eukaryota, Metazoa, Chordata, Aves, Piciformes, Picidae.
AUGACAGCCUCCGUGCUCCUCCACCCCCGCUGGAUCGAGCCCGUCAUGUUCCUCUACGACAACAGCCUGGAUGAGAUCAAUAAGAACAUGGACGGGUUUCACGCCGGCAGCAACUUCGCCGCGGCGGCCAACCCCUGCCGCAACCUGAUGGCUCACCCCGCGCCCCUGGCCGCCCCCAGCGCCGCCGCCUACACCUCCAGCGAGGCCCCCGCCGCCGGCAUGGCCGAGCCUGCUGUCAAGCAGUGCAGUCCUUGUUCGGCCGCCGUGCAGAGCUCCUCCGGCGCCGCCCUGCCCUACGGCUACUUCAGCAGCGGCUACUACCCCUGCCGCAUGACCCACCACAACGCCAUCAAGUCCUGCGCCCAACCCGCCUCCACCUUUGCCGACAAGUACAUGGACACCUCGGUCUCCGGUGAGGAGUUCACGUCGCGGGCCAAGGAAUUCGCCUUCUACCAGGGCUACGCCGCCGGGCCUUACCAGCCGGUGCCCGGCUAUUUGGAUAUGCCUGUGGUGCCUGCCAUCGGCGGCCCCGGAGAGCCGCGCCAUGACCCCCUACUCCCCAUGGACAGCUACCAGCCUUGGGCCAUCACCAAUGGGUGGAACGGGCAAGUGUACUGCCCCAAGGAGCAAAGCCAGCCGCCUCACCUCUGGAAAUCCACCCUCCCGGACGUCGUUUCGCAUCCCCCGGACGCGAACUCUUACAGACGUGGGAGAAAGAAACGAGUGCCUUACACAAAGGUCCAGUUAAAAGAACUCGAAAGGGAAUAUGCUACAAACAAAUUCAUAACCAAAGACAAACGGAGGAGGAUAUCGGCAACUACAAAUCUGUCAGAGAGACAGGUCACAAUCUGGUUCCAAAACAGAAGGGUCAAAGAGAAAAAAGUGAUUAACAAAUUGAAGACUACCAGUUAA